Molecule: messenger RNA, 2928 nt
Organism: Dioszegia hungarica
Lineage: Eukaryota; Fungi; Basidiomycota; Tremellomycetes; Tremellales; Bulleribasidiaceae
Exons: 8
Coding region: 1-2928 (975 amino acids)
Source: RefSeq, a predicted model, not a curated record
AUGAACACCACUCGAUCCACUGCAAGCCGGGCGGGCAGCCUCGCGGCGGCCUCGGCUAUCACCCUCCUCAUCCUCCUCGUCACCAUCACCCAGAUCGCUCCUCCCAACCUAUCCAGCACCCGCCUUCUUUCCUCCACCACCCUCUUCCGCAAAACACCCUCAUCCGCAUGGUUCACAGAUGGCGGCUACCUCCGGCGGGACCCGUCCGACGGCUAUGCCAGUACGUACGAGUUACGGGAUGUUGGGGAGAAGGAGUACGCGUGUGACGAGUAUGAGGUCAGCGAGAAGGGGACUAGGAGGUGUACGAGCACGGUCCGCCUCAUGCGGGCUCUACGGGACAAUUCGGUUGCUCAGGUGGAGGCGACAACGCGUCGAGGACUACCAAAGGGGAGUGGUCAAACGGUGAUACUGGGUGAUGGGGAGGCGGAGGGUGCGGUGAUUGAGGAGACGGUGGAGGCGGAGUUGGGGCGUACGGCCGAGAUGCUACGAGGACUCAGGGGGAAACGGGUCCUCUACCUCGGAGACAGUAUCGACCGAUACCCUCUGGAAGAACUACCGCUCAACCUCCCCUCGUCCGCCCUUGUAGUCAUCGAUCCCGCAAACGGCCACAUCAUGGAGGCCGGCGCCACCCCUGCCCCGGGCGCACCCGUCCGAGGCCACACCACCACCUUUUUCAACAUCCGGCUCGCCAACUCCAUCCAGUCCAGUCACGCGAGUGACGAGACCUACCACCCCUCUCGUCGUAUGCACCCAGACGACUUCCGUAUCGACCUCCUCUUCACAUUUGGUCUCUACCACUACCCUACCCUCGACGACUUUAUGGCGCGCGUGGCCCUCAUGGAGCCCAUCGUCGGCCCGGACGCCGAGUACGACCUCAUUUGCGUCAAUGCCGGAUUAUGGGACAUGGAGGCGAUGAUGUACCCGGACAAUGACGGCAAGGGGAUCAGCGCGUACUGGGUGGACCAGUACGUCGAUCGGUAUAUCGCCCUCAUCGACCGCUUGCGCGCCAAGUACGGCGCCCACACCCCUAUCGCCAUCCGCCUCACGCACGACACGCACCACAUGUACGAUGCGUCCCACUUUAGACCGCUCCGCUCGGAACACGUUCGUCAGGCGCAACGGGAGGUUGCGCGCCGAACGGGCGUUAGGCUUUUGCCGUUUGGUCAACUCAUGGCCAGCCAGCCGGACUUUUACAUUUACGAUGGGGUCCACCCGACCCCUGAGGCGAAUCUGACGAUAGAGACUCAGAAGGGUUGGAAGCAUCAGAGCUGGACUGGUCAUGGAUCGGGAGGGGAUUGUGCACUUGGCUUUCGGACUGACGUCUGCCAGCUGCUCAGGGGUCUCACAACGGAGGAAGUGUGCAAAAGAGAACCGACGGCGGCGGUACUGCGAGGCGAUAUAGGGGGAUUUGGAGAUCUAGGCGGCAUCUUUAACCCCCUAACUCGGGAGACCCCACCCGUCCCUUUCCCUCUUCUUUCACCUCAGACUCGCCAACCUCAUGAAAUCUUCGGCACCGCACGCAAGUCCUCCUCAAUCUAUAACACCCUCACCGCACUUAGCCGCCUCGCGUACCGCGCUCGGCUCUCUUCACCCUUCCCACCCAGGCUAUCCCUUCCUCUCCCUGCCGACCUUAUCACCGUUCCCACUGCCGAGACCGACCGACCUCUGACCGGCUCAAUAUCUUGCAACGUAUCGGGGUAUCAUCGGCCGAAUAGCUGCGGCUGCGCGGGCGGAGUCUCAGCCGUACUGUCUGGCUGGCCCUUGAGUGGAUUCGACGCCAUCCCGACGUUUCACAUGUUACUUGGCUUGAUCGUCGAGGCGCGGAGUUCGGGCAAUAGGGAGAUGAACCUGACACACUCACUCGGCGUGUAUCAUCUUCGCCCAGGCGCAGUCCAGCGAAAGGAUGGGCUGGUUAGAACGCGUAGGAGCAGAAGGCAAGGGUCGGAUUACGAAGGAUGUCUAGCGAGGAACAGUCCGAGGCGGAGUGGGCGGAGCUGGGAGCCCUUGAUUGAGCGUCAGGGGAGGUGCUGGAACGUGAAAGAAUGGUCCGCUGGGGACUCGAAGUGUAUGGGGUUUGGGGGGAUUUGGGACUCAGACCGGAUCAGAUUGGUAUAUAAUCAAGAGCAGCGAAGCGCUGAUCCACCGCCUCUUCCCACUCUCACCCCAUUCCCACCCAUCAUCAGCAUCAUCCCAUUCCCCUCACCUGCUUGUUCUGCCAUCUCACCUACCCGUUCGCUACCUCUAUCGGAUCUUCCCUUCCCCUCCCUUCCCAAGAUGCCUACCCCUACUGAUGCCAUCGACGGUCACACGUUUGGUAGUCUUGCUUCAUCCAUGUGCCAAACGCUGAGCAGCUGCAUCUUACGAAGGAGCAAGAGUGAUUCUUCCUUGCCCUCUGUCUACGAGUCUUCUGCUCAGCCGACGAUCACUGAGCUGUCGCGCAUGCCUUCAAGACCGGUCGCGAACACUGCGACCGACGCAACGGAACAUCCUGAUCAGGCCCAACCUUCCAUGGUGUCUGGUGCUACUGCGACCGCCACCGCCAGUACAACCGACAACGAAAGAACCUCGCGGCCGUCGCGAUCGGGCAUGGUCACCAUCCCCUCGAGGACUCACAGAGGGCGCCCUCCCUUGGGAAGUACCAGGACUGAGGCCUCGAAAAGAUGGCCUGUCUCAAUCCAUCAGAACAGAACUCAUCAUGCAACAUCGGCGACGGGAGGGCCGAGCGAGGCCAAUUCGGAGAUUCGCACAACGCACGGCGACGCCACUGGAACCGGGCACAUCCCACGGCGGGCAGGAUGGAGCGAAGGCGACCACGGCGUCAGUGGGACUACCGGGGAGCAUCAUCCAGUCAUUAUCUCGUAUGGGACAUCUGCCGCCCCGGAGAGCAGCUUGACGAUCGGGAGGUCCGGGGGAGAUGGGCAUCACUAG